This is a messenger RNA of Candoia aspera, 1774 nucleotides long. Its product is annotated as solute carrier family 2, facilitated glucose transporter member 11-like. Gene Ontology annotation, cellular component: plasma membrane. The record is from RefSeq and is a predicted model, not a curated record. The transcript is spliced from 12 exons. Gene Ontology annotation, molecular function: hexose transmembrane transporter activity. NCBI's taxonomy places the organism in Eukaryota, Metazoa, Chordata, Lepidosauria, Squamata, Candoiidae. Gene Ontology annotation, biological process: monosaccharide transmembrane transport. The coding region runs from base 80 to 1738 and encodes 552 amino acids.
AGUACCGGGCGCGUCCGCCUGGGGGAGCCUCGUGCCGUUCUCCGGACGCGUUUCUCUUACUUGCUCGCUUGCAAGGGAAAUGCCCCUGCCCCGUUUGCUUAUAGAGAACCGCUACAGCCCCUGGAUGCUGCUUCUGGCUACGGUCUUUCCUUUUCUUUCUUCCCUUUCCCAGCUCAACCGUGUACUACCUCAAUCGCUUUUGCCAGCCGCCUGCCAGGAAAAGCGGCCUUGCCUUCAGGUGGAUCCGCGCAGUAAUUUUGGCGUUUCGGGCAGGCUCCCAACCUGGACCCUCUUUUUGACCAUGUGUGCAGCUGGAAUUGGAGGGACCUUUCAGUACGGAUACAACGUUUCUCUCAUUAAUGCCCCCACUCAGCACAUCCACAAGUUCCUCAAUGAUACCUGGCAGAGCCGUUACCAGGCCAAGUUGAGUUCCAGCAUGCUGACUCUUCUCUGGUCCACCAUUGCUUCCAUUUUUUCCCUAGGUGGGUUCUUUGGAGCCCACCUGGGGGGCAGUAUGGCUGGCUGGCUGGGCAGCAGGAAAGGAGCUCUUUUGAUGAACAAUGUCCUUGCUCUCCUUGCUGCUACCCUGAUGGGGGCCAGCUUCCCAACGGGGCUCUUCGAAUUGCUCAUUGUUGGGAGGUUUCUGAUCGGAAUGAAUACAGGCAUUGGACUCUGUGUGCAGCCUCUCUAUAUAGGAGAAGCUGCCCCCAGACAUCUUCGAGGUGCCGUGGCUAUGGGCAGCUCCGUCUUCCUGACGGGGGGGAUUUUGACCGGACAAGUGAUGGGUCUAAGGGAGCUGCUGGGUGGAGAGGAAUGCUGGCACUUCCUGCUCUUGAGCUGUUGCUUACCCUCCAUAAUCCAACUCCUGACCCUUCCCUGGUUUCCAGAGAGUCCCCGUUUCAUGCUUCUUGACCGAGGGAAUGAGAUGCAGUGUAUCAGAGCACUGAUGCGCUUCCAUGGCCCUCUGUGCUACCAGAAGGAGAUGGAGGACAUUCAAAGAGAGAGUCUUGCCCUCAGAGGGGAGAAGGCUAAGAAGCCGUGGGAACUUUUUGCUGACCGGAGCAUCCGCUGGCAGCUGAUUUCAAUCAUCUGCCUCACCAUGGGCCAGCAGUUCAGUGGAAUCAAUGCAAUUUACUUUUAUGCCAGUUACGUCUUUGAAGAAACAGGGAUUCCCCAAGAGAAGAUUCCCUAUGUAACUUUAGGUACAGGGGUGUGUGAAUGCCUCACUGCCCUCACCUGCGGCUUGCUAAUCGAAUCCUUGGGAAGGAGAGCUUUGAUCCUGGGAGGCUACUCCCUUAUGACGUUUUGGUGCAUCGUCCUGACAAUCUCCCUGACAUUCCAGGUGUAUGCUUGGGCACCGUAUCUGAGCAUGGCCUGCAUAUUUGCCUUCAUCUUGAGCUUUGGGCUUGGACCAGGUGGCGUGACAAACAUUUUGACGACUGAAUUGUUCAUGCAAUCCUCACGCCCUGCUGCUUACACCAUUGCAGGAUCAGUGAGCUGGCUGAGCUUCUUCACUGUUGGAAUGCUCUUCCCUUUUGCUGUGGAAGGCCUGAAGCAGUACUGCUUCAUUGUGUUUCUGCUAGAGUGCAGUGCAGUGGCCACCUUCAUUUUCUUUAUUGUUCCUGAGACAAAGAACAAAACCUUUCUCAACAUCAAGAGAGAAUUUCACAAGCUCAAUUUCGGGAGAGCAAUAGAGCCGAAGAACCACGCAAGACAGCAGCUUCACCUGGAGCUCUAAGGGCUGGUGCAAGAUUGGGCUACGGGGCCCGCUUCA